This is a messenger RNA of Malus domestica (apple), 2442 nucleotides long. Its product is annotated as putative pentatricopeptide repeat-containing protein At5g37570. NCBI's taxonomy places the organism in Eukaryota, Viridiplantae, Streptophyta, Magnoliopsida, Rosales, Rosaceae. Gene Ontology annotation, cellular component: intracellular membrane-bounded organelle. Gene Ontology annotation, biological process: RNA modification. Gene Ontology annotation, molecular function: RNA binding; protein binding. The record is from RefSeq and is a predicted model, not a curated record.
UUCAUAUGGGUAAAAGUAAGAAAAAACUUAAGAAGAGGUUAAUUAACUAUCUUUUCCUGAACUAGACGCCACUUGAGUGCAAUUUUGGGUUAGAGUAAUUUAGAUUAUCGUCUUGUAAAAAAACCAACGCUCAGUUAUUUAAUUGAAUAAUUUUUGUGACCAUAAGUUCGUAACAAUUGCAGCACCUUGUACAAGUAGUGAGAGAUCCAUCAAUCCAGUGGGCCCAAUGCACAAGGCCCAUUAUUCAUUUUCCCAGCCGGCCUUUAAUUUUAAAUACUUUAUGUGACCGUUACAAGUAGGAAUUUCUUCCUCCCAUUUGGCGCCAUGAAAUGAAUCACUCGCUGCUGAAACUUGUGCACAAAUGCCAAACUCUCAGACCACUGAAAUCCAUCCAUGCCCAUCUCCUAGUCACCGGUUCGUUCCUCUCGUCCCACCAUAUCCUCAACAAGCUCCUCAGGUUGUACUCUCGCUUUGGAGCCAUCGACUAUGCCCGCAAGCUGUUCGAUGAAAUUACUCAACCAAAUUCCUUUCUUUGGACUGCCUUGAUUCAUGGGCAUGUCGAGAAUCGUAGAUAUGAAGUUGCUUUGUCUCUGUUUUCCCAAAUGCAUGGUGAGUCCGUUGAGCCAUUGAAUUUUACUUUUGCAUCCGUGCUUAAGGCUUUAGCUAGGCAGAGUAGAGUUCAAGAUGGGGAAGCAAUUUAUGGGUUUGUCUUCAAAUUUGGAUUCGGUUCUGACUUGACCAUUCAAAAUGCGGUAAUUGACUUGUUUAUGAGAUGUGGCAAAGUUGAUGUCGCUAGGGGUGUAUUUGACCAGAUGGAUGAAAAAGAUGUGGUUUCUUGGAAUUCGAUGAUUUCAGGCUAUGUAGGUAAUGGUAGAGUUGAUGUUGCGAGGGAGCUUUUUGAUUGGAUGCCUGAGAGGAAUACAGUUUCAUGGACAAGCAUGAUAUGUGGAUGUGUGAAGUCUGGGGACAUGGCGGAGGCAAGGUUUCUUUUUGAGAAAAUGCCAACCAAAGACUUGGUGUCAUGGAAUGUGAUGAUUUCUGGGUACACCGAUGCCGGUGAAAUUGGUAAUGCUCUCUCUUUAUUUGAAGCAAUGCCAAUCCGUGAGGUUGGGACUUGGAAUCUGAUGAUUUCGGGGUUAUGUAAAGCAGGGGAUAUCAAACUUGCAGAAGACUUCUUCAAUAUUAUGCCAAAUAAGAAUGUUGCUUCGUGGACUAUAAUGAUGGAUGGCUAUAUAAAAUCUGGCAAUAUUACUAGUGCAAGGAGCUUAUUUGAUCAGAUGCCAGAGAAGAAUUUGGUUUCAUGGUCUACCAUAAUUGGGGGUUAUGCUCGAAAUGGGGAGCCUCGCAGAGCUUUGGAGAUGUACAAACACUUCAAGGAGCUAGGAGUUGGACCAGAUGAGACUUUUGUCUUGGGAAUCAUCUCGGCUUGCUCACAAUUAGGAGUUCUUGGUACAGCAGAAUCCAUUGUGGGUGAUUUUUUGGGACAAUCAACUCUGUCUAAUCUGCAAGUGGUCACUAGUUUGAUAGACAUGUACGCAAAAUGUGGGAGCAUUGAAAGGGCUGUACAAAUAUUUGAAAUGGCCCGAAAAAAGGAUUUGCUUUGUUAUAGCACCAUGAUUUCAGCCUUUGCCAACCAUGGAUUGGGUCAAGAUGCCAUUUCUUUGUUUGAGGAGAUGAAGAGGGAAGGCAUAAAACCUGAUGGCAUAUGUUUUCUUAGCGUUCUGAGUGCUUGUAACCAUGCUGGUUUAGUCACCGAGGGCAGGAGGUACUUUAAACAAAUGACAUUUGAACAUGGAAUUCAUCCUUCUGUAAAACACUAUGCAUGUGUUGUUGACCUUCUUGGUCGUGGCGGAUGCCUCAGAGAAGCGUACAAGCUUAUAUGUAAGAUGCCGUUUGCAGCUCCUUCAGCUGUAUGGGGCGCUUUACUUGCAGCGUGCAGGGUCCAUCGCAAUGUCCAACUGGCUGAAGUUGCCGCAGCCGAAUUAUUCAAGAUUGAGCCAGACAAUUCUGGCAAUUAUAUUCUGUUAUCCAAUACCUAUGCUGCUGCAGGAAUGUGGGAUGGCGUGGCGAAAGUAAGAGCGUUGAUUAGAGAGCAUGGGGUUAGAAAAAAUAGAGGGUCGAGCUGGAUUGAGUUGGGAUGUGAAAUCCAUGAGUUUGUUAUGGGAGAUAUGUCACAUUUUGAUUCAGAAAGGAUAUACCUUGUACUGGAUUUGCUUAGGGAAGAUAUGAAGCUUCUGGGUUAUUUAGUUGACAGCGAACAGAAAGCAGAAUUGUCAAGCUCUGGAAACUAUACACAGGUUCAGUAGUUCGAUAACAGUAUGUUCCACUGCCGCGAUUCGAACCUUGUUGAGCAAAUACACAUUCCAAGUUUAUUUUUGCUUGGGACAAUUUAAUUUAAAUCUUCGCAAUUCGUCUAUUAUAGCAACGAUAAUCGAGUAAAAA